GACGCGCUCUUCGACAAGCCGCCCUCGAAGCUGCGCAAGAACAAGUCCUCCGCUGCCAAAGUGCCCGUCAAAUUCAAUAAAAAGAAAGGAAUCAAAACCCAAGUGGGAGUCAAAAUCGACGAGGAUAAUCUGAAAAUCUUGGAUGACCUGCCGAGCUCCGCAGUCGAGAUGCAGGUCAAGAGCAAGUUCUUGAAGAAGCUGAACCGGCAGGAGCGCGUGGUGGAGGAGGUGAAGCUGGUGCUGAAGCCGCACUACAACAAGAAACACGUCACCAAGGAGGAGUACAAGGAUAUACUGCGCCGCGCAGUGCCCAAGAUUUGUCACAACAAAACGGGCGAAAUAAAUCCGACCAAGAUCCAAGCGCUAGUUGAGGCGUACGUGAAGAAGUUUAGGAAAAAGCACAAGCUGGGGCUGGCGUAGCGCGGGCGGUGCGCGCACUGCGCAGACCUCGGCCAGUGUGCGCAGUGCGCAGAUGCGCAGAGCGUGGGCAGUGCGCAGAGCGUGCCCAGUACGCAGAGUGCGGAGAGUGCGUAGUGCGUAGUGCGCAGUGCGCAGUGAGGGGAGUGUAUCAUAGUGCCGGCAGACAAUCACAUUAUUGUAAUUAUAAUUUAUGUAUGGUCACUGUAUCUUACGUAUGUUUUAUUUAAAUAAAAUUAAUAUAGAGUUUACUUGAAAUAUAGAACUUUUUUAAAC
Molecule: messenger RNA, 693 nt
Organism: Papilio polytes (common Mormon)
Lineage: Eukaryota; Metazoa; Arthropoda; Insecta; Lepidoptera; Papilionidae
Product: splicing factor, arginine/serine-rich 19-like
Exons: 4
Coding region: 169-420 (83 amino acids)
Source: RefSeq, a predicted model, not a curated record